Polyodon spathula (Mississippi paddlefish) is the source of this 2076-nucleotide messenger RNA. RefSeq names its product fibroblast growth factor 18-like. Gene Ontology annotation, cellular component: cytoplasm. The transcript is spliced from 5 exons. Gene Ontology annotation, molecular function: type 2 fibroblast growth factor receptor binding; growth factor activity; type 1 fibroblast growth factor receptor binding. Gene Ontology annotation, biological process: positive regulation of cell population proliferation; positive regulation of protein phosphorylation; positive regulation of gene expression. NCBI's taxonomy places the organism in Eukaryota, Metazoa, Chordata, Actinopteri, Acipenseriformes, Polyodontidae. Bases 677 to 1444 code for a protein of 255 amino acids. The record is from RefSeq and is a predicted model, not a curated record.
AAAAAAAAAAAAAAACACCACAAAAAGCGAAGGAUUAAGCGAAGCAAAGAGGGGGUAUCCCGUUAUAGCUGAGCUACUGGAGCCAUAACCAAAUCGAGCAACCAGCUGACAGUCAGUGCACUUGCUUCUUUUGCUGUCCCUGUGCAUUGAUAGAAUAAAACGUUGUGUUGGAAGCCGUUAUUUUUUUUUUCUUGGCAAGGGGAAGCAGAAAGAGAGAGAAUAGAGCAUAGCGCUUGUGUGUUUCCCGUUUUGUCACUACUACUGCUGUGUUUGACCAGGGGAGCUUGCUGUGUGGAAGCCCAGUCCGGAGGCGUAUUAGGGAUAUAACCUACCUGUCUACCUACCUGAUACCUAUUGCUGGAAACCUCUCCACUACACUGUUGGGACGAGAAAGAGGUAUAAUCACAGACACAGCAGAGGAACACAGACAGAUAGAGAAAAACGUCUUUUUUUUUUUUUUUUUUUUGGAAGAGUGCUGAUGCAUCUCCGAGCAUCUCAUCAUUUGCGCAGCAGCGACAACAGCAGCGGUUCUAUCGCUGAAAAGUGGAUUAUACUAGAGUUCCAGUAAACUACUCUGAGUCGGAACCAGCAUCUGGUACUGCCCUGGCCCGAACUGGACCUGGAGAUAGAUUUGAUAACAAGUUUUUUAGUUGGGGAGCCGCGGAUUACAAGAGAUAUGCGGUCCCUCCUGUCAGCACUCACUUGCCUAUGUGUCCAGGCCGUGGUGGUGCUGUGCGGUCCACUCCAGGUAGGAGACACUCCACCUCCAUUCACUGUCAUCUCAUCUCCAACCCAAUCUAGAGUCUCCUAUGCUGGGGGAAACCCCCCAGUUACACAGAAGCAGAGAGAUCUGGAGCAGGAGCUAAACUCUAAACUGCCCCUACAGCAGGUCCUGGCAGACGAGAAUGUGGAUUUCCGGAUUCACGUGGAGAAUCAGACGCGGGCACGAGACGAUAUGAGCCGGAAACAGUUGCGAGUUUACCAGCUGUACAGCCGCACCAGCGGGAAGCACGUGCAGGUGCUGGACCGCAGGAUCAGCGCACGAGGAGAAGACGGAGACAAAUAUGCCCAGCUCGUUGUGGAAACGGACACGUUUGGGAGCCAGGUGCGAAUCAAAGGCAAAGCUACGGACUAUUACCUCUGCAUGAACCGGAGAGGCAAGCUAGUGGGCAAGGUGAGCGACAAGAGCAAAGAGUGUGUAUUUGUGGAGAAGGUGCUGGAGAAUAACUACACAGCCCUGAUGUCAGCCAAAUACUCAGGCUGGUACGUUGGCUUCACCAAGAAGGGGCGCCCACGCAAAGGCCCGCGAACCCAGGAGAACCAGCAGGACGUGCACUUCAUGAAGCGCUACCCCAAAGGGGUGCCUCCAGACCCCCAGAGGCCCUUCCGCUACACCACGGUCAGCAAGCGGACUAAACGCAUCCACCCAGCCAGCCCUAGCUAGAGGGACUGGCUACAGAGCAAUAAUUUUUACAGCAGAUCAAUGACAAGAGAAAUACAUAUAAGAAAUGGAGAAGAGAUGUUCUAUUUUUGUACUUUGUGGCUGCAGUACUAAGGAGAGCAAGCGAUGGGGGGGAGGGGGGGGUGUCGUAAAGUGAGUAUGCAAGUUUAUUUCUCUGUCCAGGUGCUCAGCAGAACAUAAUCGGCUACGAGGAUAAGCUUAAAAUCAAGUGGGAUUGUUUUUAUUUCCUUUUGGGGGGGGUGGGGGGGGGAGCAAACAGUACGUUUGACAAAGUUGGAAGAGGAGGAGAGGACCCAGGACGUGUAGCAAAUACAAGAGGAAUGGGAAACAGAUUGUGAUUUUUUAAUUUUAAUUUUUUUUUAAACAAAAAAAACAACAAAAAACUGGAAAACAGCGCCCCCGUUGGGGAACAGAGACAGAGCGGUGAGGAUUCUGGGUUGCAAUCCUCAAGACUGAGGAGACUUAUAUAUAUGUUUUUUUUUUCUUCUGAAACCUGACACACGGAAUUACUGUUCUGUGAUCCUACAAGGAGUUUGACAAAGAGAAUGCUGCUACUAUGACAUUCAGUGGAUUACCAAAGUCUCAUACAUCAAUGAUAAAGGGAAUAUUUAAAA